CUAAGAAAGGAUCGUGAUUCAUUGUUCUUGUGUAGGCUCAACAUGAGAGCAGAUAACAGUGCACUAAAAGCAGAGAACGAUAAGAUUAGAUGCGAGAACAUUGCCAUCAGAGAAGCUCUCAAGCAUGCUAUAUGCCCAAACUGUGGUGGUCCUCCUGUUAGUGAAGAUCCUUUUUUAGAUGAGCAAAAGCUUCGCAUGGAAAACGCACAUCUCAGAGAAAAGCUUGAAAGAAUGUCCACGGUUGCAUCAAAGUACAUGGGAAGACCAAUCUCUUCUGACAUCUCAACGCUACAUCCAAUGCACAUCUCCUCGUUGGAUCUGUCAAUGACUAGCUUAACUGGUCCUUCACUGGAUUUCGAUCUUCUUCUAGGAAGCUCUAUGUCUAGUAACUUUUCUACAUCGGACAUGGAUAAGCCUAUUAUGAACGACAUUGCUUUGACUGCUAUGCAAGAAUUACUCAGGCUUGUUCACACAAACAAGCCUCUGUCGAACAGAGCAGAUGGGUGCAGAGACGUUCUCAAUCUUGGAAGCUAUGAGAAUGUUUUCCCAAGUUCAAGUAACCGAGGGAAGAACCAUAACCAUAGAAUCAAGGCGUCUAGGUCUUAUGCUAUGAGAAUUUCAAUUGAUACCAAAAAGAGUUUUUGAGAAUACUAGGGCUAGUUGCAAUACUUCGAGAGACAUAUUUUAUGAAGCAAGUUUUCAUAAAUCAAUGAUCUAAUAACUAC
Molecule: messenger RNA, 725 nt
Organism: Raphanus sativus (radish)
Lineage: Eukaryota; Viridiplantae; Streptophyta; Magnoliopsida; Brassicales; Brassicaceae
Product: homeobox-leucine zipper protein HDG11-like
Exons: 2
Coding region: 43-645 (200 amino acids)
Source: RefSeq, a predicted model, not a curated record